AUGAUCUAUCUAUCUAUCGAGCUAUUUCUCAAUAUUUAUUUCUCUCUCUCUCUCCUAUCUAUCUAUCUAUCUAUCUAUCUAUCUAUCUAUCUAUCUAUCUAUCUAUCUAUCUAUCUCUUUAAACGCAAGCUUAACUUCUGCAUUUUCAAACCUUCUUUCCUCAAAGACUCGCCCUUUCUACCCCGCAUGCAUUCUUUGCUUUCUUCACCAGUGUCUGAGUUUUCUUUCUUAAAUAUCGGGUGUAAAUACUUGUUCAACCCAUUUUCAAAAAAUAGUUUUUAUAGGUUAUUCUUUUUAUUUAUUUUUGCUCUUGGCUCAUCAUGUAUUUCUUCCUUCUUUCCUUUCUUUAUCCUCUUUUUAUUUUUUCCCCUCUCUCUCUUAUUCUAUCUUAUUUUGUUUUUAAACAUUUUUUACCUCUUUUCUUUUCCAUUAUUAAUAUUAUAUUGUUCUUUUUUUUCUUUUUCUUCUUCUUCUUUCUCUAUCUUUUUCCCGCUUUUCUUCCGUAUAUCUGUCUGGAUGCAUUGGUUCCAUUUUUAA
Acanthosepion pharaonis is the source of this 537-nucleotide messenger RNA. The record is from the annotation of a GenBank genome assembly. NCBI's taxonomy places the organism in Eukaryota, Metazoa, Mollusca, Cephalopoda, Sepiida, Sepiidae.